AUCUAUGAAAGUAUCAAAUCAGGUUUUUAAAGAAAAUUUGAUUAUAAAGGAUAAAAACUAAUUGCAUGUGUUAGUAAGGGAUAAAACAUACAAACAUGAUGCUCUCUUUGACGUGCUUUGACAUCCAAAACAUUUCCUGUUUCCGUUUGGAGGUGGUGCACAAGCGCACUUUGAAUUUUUACAUCUCUAGUUGAUCGCAUUUUUGUUGGAGUGAUUAAAGAAUGGCUACGAAUAAUUAUUUUGGAUUUACUCAUGGUGGAACGCAGUAUGGAGCAACCACUGGAGCCUACCAAGCGGGUCAGGCUGGUUACGCUGUAGCUACUCCUGCGACUGCAGCUGCUGCAGCUACGUACGGUACCCAAAGACCCACCAGCUAUGACACAGCCUAUCAGGCUGCAGCUGCAGCCAGCCAAGGCACUUAUGCUGCUGUAGGAACCACUGCAACUCCCGCCUAUGAGUAUGGAUAUGGUCAAACAGCUGCAACUGGUUACACAAGUGGUUAUGAUCAAACAGCUGCUGCUGCAGCAGCUGUAGCAGCAGCUGCAAAACCUGCUUCCUAUGCCACUACUUAUACACAGAGAACUACCUCACAGCAGGCACAACAAGCAGCAGCAUUUCAGUCAGCUGCUGUCGCUGCUGCGGCCGUGGUCAAGCAGCCUGCACAGUACACGGCCACAUACCAGCCCACUGCAACAGCUUACCAGACUACCUACCCCCAACCAGCUGCUGCACAGACUACAAUAGCUGCUCAACCUACAACACAAGCCAAACAGACUAAUUCUACCACAACAUAUUCAGGAUACGAUGCUGCCCUGUAUUCAGCAGCUACCAUGUAUGUAGCCCAACAGUCAGGCACUGCCCAACAUAAAGCUGUCGGCUGGCAAAACUACAAGAAACCAGGUAUCGGUGCGAAAACUGCAAGACCAAAGGCACCCCCAAAACCUCAACAGUUGCACUAUUGUGAUGUUUGUAAAAUCAGUUGUGCUGGUCCCCAGACUUACAGAGAACAUUUAGAAGGACAAAAACACAAGAAACGAGAAGCAGCCACUAAAAUGGCAGCCUCUGUUGCUGUUACUACUCAAAACCGUGCUGGGAACUCUCUAAGAUGUCAGUUAUGUGAUGUAACUUGCACAGGUAAUGAUGCUUAUGCUGCCCACAUCCGUGGGGCGAAACAUCAGAAGGUGGUAUUGCUACACACCAAGCUAGGCAAGCCCAUACCUCCACAAGAACCAGAAGUUCUUGGAGGAUCAAAGAAAUCAGUUUCUUCCACUCCUAAAAUCAACUUUGUAGCAUCAGGAGGCUUAGGUGUGGCUGCUGGGAAUGGAGAUGCAUCAAAGGAUGAAGACGAUGAUAUAAUAGAACCAGAUAUACAGCCUGUAGGACAAGAUUAUAUUGAGGAGAUCAAGAGUGAUGAUGGCAAAGUUAUAAGCUUCAACUGCAAAUUGUGUGAAUGUAGAUUUAACGAUCCAAAUGCUAAGGAAAUGCACAUGAAGGGCAGAAGACAUAGGUUGCAGUACAAAAAGAAGGUCAAUCCUGAAUUAGUAGUUGAUGUUAAGCCAUCGUUGAGACAAAGAAGAAUCCAGGAAGAGAAACUGAGAAGAGCUCAACUAAGAGAAGAAUUCUGGGCUCGUCGUCAUUAUCCUGAUGUAAAUGAAAGUCUCUAUUGGGAAGAACAAAGAAGAUAUGAAGAUGAAUAUAUGAUGGGCCACGGAAAUAUGCCUUUCCAAAGAGGAAGACCCUUCCCUGGAGGUCAAGGUCCACCCUUUUUCCAGGGUGUUUUGAGUCGUAGAGCUGAAUCUAGCGAUGAUAAACAUGUAAUGGCGAGACAUGCUGAAAUUUAUCCCAAGGAGGAAGAGCUACAGGCCAUCCAACGCAUCGUUUCCCAUACAGAGAGGGCACUGAAGGUUGUAUCAGAUCAAAUGGGUGACGGCAAGAAUAAAGCUCCAGAAGCGAAACCAGAUGAAAAGGCAGAACCACAACAAAAAGAGGAUGGACGUGACAAUCAACUCUUCUCUUUCCAACAAGGCGAUCAGAACCGCAUUCUAAAAGGCGUUAUGCGUGUAGGACAUCUUGCUAAAGGUCUUCUCCUUCGAGGCGAUACAAAUGUUGAAUUGGUGGUACUAUGUGCUGAUAAACCCACCCUCACUCUUCUCAAGAAAGUCGUCGAAAUCCUUCCAUCAGCUCUGAAGCAAGUGGCCCCAGAGAGCGCCUACACCGUGGCCAUCAACGCUUCCGAGGCAGGCUUGAUCAUCGCUGGAGACAGUUUGACGGUGUUGGUACAGUUCACCAGUCCCGUAAUUCGGGAACAACCAGAAGCUGCAAGCGGUGGGUUCGACCGGGAUGUUCUGUCACGCGGCAAGUGUCUCCAGGCGCUGGCAGCCCUCAGACAUACCAAAUGGUUCCAGGCAAGGGCUCUUGGUCUGCAUUCCUGUGUCAUCAUCAUUCGUAUACUGAGAGAUUUAUGCCAGAGAGUUCCUACUUGGUCGCCGUUGUCUCCAUGGGCCAUGGAACUGCUUGCCGAGAAAGUGAUCUCGUCAGUGCCUGGACAAGCCCAGCUGUCACCAGGAGAUGCCCUACGACGCGUCAUGGAAGCGGUGGCUAGCGGUCUGCUUCUCCCGGGCGGUCCCGGUUUGGCUGAUCCGUGCGAAAAGGACAAUCCCGACGCUUCCGGAGCAUUGAACGCUCAACAGAGGGAAGAUCUCACCUGUUCCGCACAAUACGCGCUUAGAUUAAUAGCUUAUAGACAAAUAUACAAGGUAUUAGGUAUGGAUCCUUUACCAGCACCUCAGAAAUCGUUCAGGAGAGUUGGAAUCACGCGGAAAAGACGUCUAUCGGGUUCAGGUCAAGAUGGUUCAGAAAGUGAUACAGGAAAGAUGGUGAAAACACAGAAUUAGUUAGUUAAAUUAUAUUUUUACAUCUCUUGAAGUAUUUUACUGUAUAGGCAUAUAAGUAACUAAUUAUGUUUAUUUAACUUAGUUCUUUGUGAUUGAUUUUUUAGUUCUUUUUUACUUAGUGUUAUAUAUCUAAUCUGGUCUAAAGUAUUACUGAACAUUCAGUAAUGAGUUGAAUGUAUUUCUUUCUAUUUCAUUAUGGAGUUGAAUGUAUUUGACGAGCGAAGUUGUUUCCUAGAAGCUACAAAAUAAAUAUUGAGCCGUGA
Diabrotica virgifera virgifera (western corn rootworm) is the source of this 3157-nucleotide messenger RNA. It is a transcript of the gene Zn72D, whose product is annotated as zinc finger RNA-binding protein. The transcript has 17 exons. The record is from RefSeq and is a predicted model, not a curated record. NCBI's taxonomy places the organism in Eukaryota, Metazoa, Arthropoda, Insecta, Coleoptera, Chrysomelidae. The coding region runs from base 222 to 2894 and encodes 890 amino acids. Gene Ontology annotation, molecular function: double-stranded RNA binding; zinc ion binding; single-stranded RNA binding. Gene Ontology annotation, cellular component: precatalytic spliceosome.